Molecule: messenger RNA, 949 nt
Organism: Lagopus leucura (white-tailed ptarmigan)
Lineage: Eukaryota; Metazoa; Chordata; Aves; Galliformes; Phasianidae
Product: ras-related protein Rab-10-like
Exons: 6
Coding region: 40-666 (208 amino acids)
Biological process (GO): cellular response to insulin stimulus
Cellular component (GO): insulin-responsive compartment; Golgi apparatus; recycling endosome
Molecular function (GO): GTPase activity; GTP binding
Source: RefSeq, a predicted model, not a curated record
GUCCCAGCCCGGCCCGGCCCUUCUUGCCUCUCGCCCGUCAUGGCGGUGCCGGGACAGGGCGCGGAGGGGAGGUCGGCGCUGCUUCUGAAAGUCGUGAUGGCCGGGGAGUCCUGCGUGGGGAAAACCUCCAUCGUGCGGAGGUACACGGAGCCCAACGCGGCUGCCGCCUUCUCCUCCUCCUCCUACCUGCCCACGAUCGGCAUUGAUUUUAAAGUGAAGUGUAUAACACUGAGUGGUACAAGAGUGAAACUUCAAAUAUGGGAUACUGCGGGCCAGGAACGAUUCCAUACACUCAGUACAAGCUAUUUUCGUGGAGCACAAGGCUUUGUUCUUGUAUAUGACAUCACAAAUCUGGACAGUUUUCAAAGUGUAACAAGCUGGAUGAAAGACAUACAUGAGAAAGCAGGUGAUGAAGUGGACAUAGUACUGCUGGGCAACAAGUGUGAUAAGGAAUCAGAACGUGUAGUUCCAAAACAUAAAGGAGAAAAGCUUGCUUGGGAACAUGGGAUACCCUUUUUUGAAACCAGUGCCAAAGAUAACGUGAACAUUGAGGAUGCAUUUUCAGUUUUGACUAAGGAAAUACUGGAAAAGAAGUCCUGGGUAUUAUAUGACUUAGAUGUUGUGGAUCUAAAUGAAAGUAAGAAGAGAACCUGCUGUGCAUUCUGAAAUAUUGUUUAUUAUUUCAUUUCCUCUUCAGAGAAUAUUAACUAUUACAAGGGAACAUAAAAAAAAAAUUUAAAAGGGAGUCUGUAAACCCAAAGCACAGAAUUUAGGCAUCCUUUUUAUUGCAGAAAUGUUGCUGGCAAAUAUUUUGACAUGUUUAUAUUUUUUUAUUUUUAAUGUGAAUUUAAAACAAUCAUCUGAUGUUUGAAUCAUCUGCAUACAAAUGGUUGCACAGGUGAAAUCUAAAUGUACUAUUUUUCUCGUAUUAAAAACAUGUACUUCAACA